Suillus subalutaceus is the source of this 2779-nucleotide messenger RNA. RefSeq lists its product as uncharacterized. Lineage: Eukaryota; Fungi; Basidiomycota; Agaricomycetes; Boletales; Suillaceae. The record is from RefSeq and is a predicted model, not a curated record. The transcript has 6 exons. The coding region runs from base 222 to 2507 and encodes 761 amino acids.
UGUUCACUAGGUUCACUGCUCUUUCUACCUCCUUGCGUUAUCUCUCAACUUCAUUAUAAGGAUAAUUCUUGCGAUUUAUCCAAUCUUUUUGUGUGCACUUCUGCGACUUAUCCUGUGUUACACGUUUGUGAUUUAAAAGCAGGGUGCAAAGUCACUUUCAUUAACUCUUAUUACGACUACCUUCUCCGCAACCUCGAGGGUUCGAUACGCUUGUACAACUCAUGGCUGCCACUCAACAGUUACCGUCAUGGAUGACAUUGUCAACUACCGUGUACACAAAUGCCGCAGGGCAAACUAUAACGAGCGAGACAACCCUUCAGCUCCCACUCACUUACUACGGUCCAAGUAUUCCUUUGGGCAGUGACGGUGCUUGGACUUAUGGUGGUCUUACCUCGCCAGCAGCUUCAACUUCUUCUCUAACGACUUCAUCCACCGCGACAUCCUCUACCUUCACCCCAACAUCCUCUGCGACACCUACUUCCUCUUCAUCAUCAUAUCAGUCUACAUUUACAUCUACAUCUGCCUCAUCUCCUCUACCUCUACCUCUACAUCCCCUUCCACCCCUGCCACGAGCCCUCAUCGGUAUUAUCAUCGGUGCCAUCAUUUUGUUCAUCAUCUUGCUUCUGCUUUUCAUCUGGUUUGUCCGUUGGAACUCUCGUCGACGAGACUCCAGAGCUAUCACACCUAUAUGGACAGGAUGGAAUGUUCUUACCCCAGAUCAAACCGGCGACGAGGAGAACCGUCCAGCUGGUCUGGGUUCUCCUCGCGAUAGCGGCGAUGACGAAGCAGAUUCUUUCCUCCGUCGCAGCACCGCUACUGAUCCUGAACGCCGUGCACGUCCAGUAUCUUCUCUUCCACCUGGUGCAGCGCCACCACGUAUUGUAGGAAGCACUGGCUCCGACCGAACAAGAUCCUCCCAAGCUUCCACAGACUAUGGCGUCGUCCUGCCUGGCUCAGGACACUUUGGACAGGCGUAUAGUGGUGAUGGCAGCUUCCUCCGCAUUGGAGACGAGGAAGAGCUGGAAGACAUACCCCGACCACGCAUGUAUAGCUCAAGCCAUCCCUCUCUGCCCGAGCACAUCGCCCCCCUACUUCCACCCCCACCUUUCGAGGGCACUGCCACCCGCAAACCUUCAGACCGCUCCCUACUUAACGAGAAGGAAAAAUCCGUCCGCAGUGCCUCUUACCCAACGAGUGACCUGGAAGACUCAAAAAUCUUCACUGCUCGCCGCGUACGCGUCCAGGAGCUCGGUUCCCGCAGCCCCCAAGAUGACGACUCCACGAAUACCCAGCCUGUCGCAGGACCCGGAAGCUGGCGUAACUCCUUCUCUCGUCUGCGAAGGAGCUGCGGAUCAAACUCGCGCAGGGGAUCAGAUAAAGACGCCGAGGCAGUCCAAUCUUUGCUCGGCCGUAGGCUUGGUGUAGGCUAUACCUCUGCAGGAGAACGUCCGAUGUCGGGUGUGAGCGCUAAGAGCGCAAUAUCCGGGAAUACGGUGUACCAUGACGCAGUCUCCCGUAUGGGCACCCCAGUUUCCCUUCCUUCCAGAGCAAUCACGCCUGCGAGUCAGAGUCAGAGGGGAAGCGCGGUGCCUGCAACGGACUUUCCACUUCCUAUUCCGAGUGGAGCACCACCAGCAUACGAUGAUCCAUAUGAUUCGCUGGGUAGUAGGGGUCCCAGCCCAUUGUCUCCCACAGGCAUCGACGUCCUGGAUAUACCAGCACCAGCACCUUUCUCAUCCGCUUCGACGGGCGGGAAACCUUUGCCGCCAGGUCUUGUCCCGUUGUCCAGUCGCCAUGCAUGGAGAGACUCGUUGUCCGUGAUCACGGGCUCGUCAAAUGGCGCCGGUAUCACAAUCGAUGUUCUCGAUGCUGAGCCGCCACGAGCAGGUGAUGGUUGGAGGAACUUAGCCGGUGGCUUUCUUGGUGUCAGUGAAGGACCAGACCCAAGUGAACAGAGAACCCCGUUUGGAACUCCCCAAGUCAUCCAUCAAGGGAACCCCUUGGUCUCUGAGCGAGGGUCUUUGCACUCUAUGCGUUCGCACCUGAGCCCCUACUCUGCACGUUCAUCUUCAGGAUCAGCACCUACAUCCUUCGCACGUGCUUUCAAUCUCUCAGGGUCCAAUUCUUCUCGUCCUUCUGCAAAUUCCGCCCACUCACGCGUAGCAACUAUGUCCUCUGCAUCGCUAAAUUCUAGUCGACCGUUUGGUCCUAUCUCACCAUCUGUGAGCGCGUUUGGACACGCAGAUCCCUCACAGUAUAUGUCCCACACUACUGAGGAAUUUGAGGACCAGUUCGCGGAGCCGGGCAGCCGCACGUCGAUCCUUGGUCCUAUGCCUUCAUUCUCCACUCAUUCGGUGCUCUCCCAACCUACGAUCCGUAGUGUGGGUGGCACAACGGUAACGAGCGAUGAUACAGAGGUGACGGGAACGACCGUUACUUUUGGUUCUGAAGACGUGAUGAGCACGCCUACACCAUGGUUUCACGAACGAAUAAGGGCCGAGAUUUGAGAUGAUCCAGCGCUAUAGGAUGCGUUCUCUUCCAAGCGCUGGGGUGGAGCUAUUCUAUUGAUGCGAUUUUUCCUUACUUAUUCAUCUUCGUGAACUAGAUGCUUCAUUAUACUUUCUGCGAUACCUCCUGACUUUUGCGAUACCUAUCAUACUUGAUCUUCUAUGUUCGUUACGAAGAAUACGGUUACCUCCUUACUUACGACUGAUGAUGCGAUAUCUUGACUACGAUUCUUGUACGGUCCCUAGUGAAUGAUACACCGUCACUUGAUCAA